Molecule: messenger RNA, 684 nt
Organism: Triticum aestivum (bread wheat)
Lineage: Eukaryota; Viridiplantae; Streptophyta; Magnoliopsida; Poales; Poaceae
Product: citrate-binding protein-like
Exons: 2
Coding region: 1-684 (227 amino acids)
Source: RefSeq, a predicted model, not a curated record
AUGGCUUGCUCCAUCUUGUGUAGUGUACUUGUGGUGGUCACCGCGGUGGUGAUCAUCGGCACGGCUCGCGCGGGCAGCAGCUCCGGCGACCACCUCACCGCCGGCUUCACCCGUGUGAGCCUGCCGGAGUCCAAGUUCGUUGUGCAGAAGCCCUACAACGUUCCGCUCGACGCGCGCUACGAGUUCGCCGGCGGCGUGCGCCGGAUGUGGGUCUACUCCACCGACAAGCCCGCCAGCUCCACCCACCCCGGCGGCGCGCGCACCGAGAUCAAGAUCAACGAAGUGUACACGUCGGGGGUGUGGCAGUUCGAGGGCGAGGUGUACGUGCCGGCGGGCACAUCCGGCGUGUCCAUCAUGCAGAUCUUCGGGGCCAAGCCGGAGCGGCAGGCGACGACGCUGAUGCUCCACGUCUACGACGGCAACCUCACCUACUACCACCGCCUGCAGACUGUGCUCGCCCACAACGUCUACGACCGCUGGCUCCGGCUCAACGUCGUCCACGACGUGGGCGCGCGCAACGUCACCGUGUUCGUCGACGGCGCCGAGAGGCUGCGGUCGAGCAGCCACGGCGGGCCGCACGCCGAGCACUACUUCAAGUUCGGGGUGUACAAGCAGUCGCACCACCACCCGUCGCACCGCAUGGAGUCGCGAUGGAGGAACGUCCGAGUCUUCACCAAGCCAUGA